Molecule: messenger RNA, 2073 nt
Organism: Penicillium cataractarum
Lineage: Eukaryota; Fungi; Ascomycota; Eurotiomycetes; Eurotiales; Aspergillaceae
Product: fungal specific transcription factor domain-containing protein
Exons: 5
Coding region: 1-2073 (690 amino acids)
Biological process (GO): DNA-templated transcription
Molecular function (GO): zinc ion binding; DNA binding
Source: RefSeq, a predicted model, not a curated record
AUGGACCCAACUGCCGCAGCGCGGAGGAGAAGACGUCGGCGGGUUGCCGAAGAGAAUCGAAAACGAGCUGCUCGAGCAGAAAAAUCUCCACUGAACGAGGACUCUCCAACCUUGCAAUCUCAGGCGACCGCACGAGGCGCCUCAGCUAGCCAUGCCAGGGACAGCCCUCGAGACAACAUCUCGACUGAAAGCCAUGAGUUGUUGUCGCCAGAAUCUGCAUUGUCGCAAGGCCUUGUCAAGCAUGUCGUUGUCGAUAACUCGAAGCGAGUUCAGUGGCCCAAUAUUCUUUCACGUCUCCGCGAAGCGUUCUCCCUGGAUCCUCAGGCAGCCCCGGAAGAGCGCGACAUGGUCGCCAUGCAAGCACGCAUGAUUAAACCCAAGGCAUUGCACCCUUACGAAUUGACAAGACUUCGGGCAGCGAUAGACGCUUUUCCCCCACAACCCGUUGCCGAUUUCCUUCUUUCAGUAUUCACAAAGCACGCAACAGACACAUUCUUUUACUUUGAUCAGGCCCAACUUAUAGGCGAGAUUGAAGAGUUUUACGCAACUCCAACCACCAGCCUAAGGUCUGAUCCAAGCUUUAUCGGCCUGGCAAUGGCUACCUUCGCUCUCGCAAGCCAGUGGACAACGCUAGAGCGACCGGAAGGAUCCGAUAUUAUUCGCAACCGAGAAAGUUCUGAUCUUGGAAGGUUAUUCCACUAUCAUGCUAAAACUCUGAUGCCCGACAUACUAGAUCGAUCGUGUUUGAGGUCUAUCCAGGCCCCAUUUGUCUUGGGUGUAUAUCUCAUGCCGGCAAGUGCAAUUGGUUCAUCUUAUGUCUAUAUGGGCAUGGCUCUUCGAAAAGCUUUGACUUUCGAUCUCCAUCUGAACGUGGAGGACCAGGGAAUGGAUGAGCGAGAGAAGGAGGUCCGGCGUCGUCUCUGGUGGUCCAUAUACUCCCUCGAGCGUUGCACUACAGUGAAACUCAACAGGCCACGUUCCAUCAGCGCCGACAUAAUUACAGCUCUACCUCCUUCGCCGUACCCUCCUCUGGACCGCCUUCAAACCUAUGAUAAUAUUCACUUCCAAAUAGCAUACAGCCGCUUGAUCAAGAUACUUGAUCAAGUAGCUGACCUCGGGGACGGCCAAAUGAACGCAGAGCAGCUAUUGCGUUGUUCAAAAUGGGAGGCAGAUCUCAAAGAGUGGAAGAGAUCUUUACCUCAGAACUUCAAGCUAGAUCGUAUCGAUCCAAAAGCUCCGAGCUAUCGCACAGUCUUCCAUCUCUACUUGAAUUAUUACUAUUCAUGGAUUACCAUGGGCAAAGUCUCACUCGUGACUGUGGCCCGGUCCAGGCUUCGGCAAUAUCUCCUUCCCGAGCAUCACGCACCCCAAAUUUGUGACACCGUGAGACGGCUUUCCGAUUCCUGCACAAAAGCUGCCAGAAAGCUUUUGCAACUAUUCGAAAAUUUGACGAAUACCCAAAACAUAACACGUUUCUCUUUCACCGACUUUCAGGGUUGCAGUAUCGCAACUAUAGUGACCCUAGUUGCUGGUAUCCUAGAACGUGAUUCAGGGUACGAAGCUCGGGUAGCAUUCGGGCUGGAUUGUCUCGGAAGAAUGGCCGCAGGUAAUAUGACUGCUCAAAUGGGCGUCAGAUUUGUCGAGGCUGUUCGUUCCAUUACAAACGAGGCCGCAGAGAAGCUUCAUUGUGCCAGCUCUCGCAGGAAAAGGCAUGAUGAGGACGUGGACUCUAGAUCAACCUCCGCUUACAACCAAUGGGCUGAGUGGCUUACGAUACAAGAACAAGAGGAUACAUCUUGCCGCACUCUCACUGAACCGGGACAAUUGCAGACAUCUUCAACUUCGCAUCCUGUUGUUGGUCCAUGGCCACCGUGGCAAGCUAUCGACGAUGAAAUCUUUCAAAAUACGUCUUCCAUACCGCAGCAGGGUAUCAGAGAGGCAAGAGACCACCAAUGGCUAGAAGCUACAGAUCAGGAUUUAUUUUCGGGCCUCCACGGUGAUGAGCAGACUUUAUUGAUGGGCCUCACUGGGCUAGAUGCUCUGGACUUUUCAGGAUUGACAGACCAAUUGUAA